CCAGUCUCUGAUUGGUUCGAUGCACAGCGGUAAUAAACACUGUGCGGGUAUAUAUGUGAUGCUGUAAGGUGUGACAGUUCCAAGAAACAAUAGCAAGCAGAGCUGCUGAAAAGCCACUGUAGACUCUUUACUUCCAACUUAGUCUGAGGAUGAGGUCGCAGAUCCAAAGGGUUCCUCAGAUUGUGGAGCUGCUGAAGAAGAAGACCGUGGGGCUGCAGCACUUCAAGCCCACAUCUUCAGUGUGCGUCCUGGAGGAGAAGGAUGCUGUGGAGGCUGCGCACUGUCCCCACGCUGCCUCCAGAGCGCACAGCCUGGACGCGAUGCCCGGACCCACCAACUGGCCCCUGGUGGGCAGUCUGGUCCAACUCCUGCGUAAAGGAGGUCUGACGCGGCAGCACGAAGCGCUGGUUGAUUAUCAUAAGAAAUUUGGCAAGAUCUUCCGCAUGAAGCUGGGCUCCUUUGAGUCGGUCCACAUUGGUGCACCUUGUCUGCUGGAGUCGAUCUACAGGAAGGAGGGAAACUACCCCCAGAGGCUGGAGAUCAAACCCUGGAAGGCAUACAGAGAUCUGAGGAAUGAGGCGUACGGACUUCUCAUCCUUGAGGGGGAAGACUGGCAGAGAGUGAGGAGCGCUUUCCAGCAGAAGCUGAUGAAGCCCACCGAGGUGGUGAAGCUGGACCGGAAGAUUAAUGAGGUGUUGAAGGAUUUCGUCGAGAGAAUCGGACAAAUCAACGUCAGUGGAAAGAUUGAAGAUUUGUACUUCGAGCUGAACAAGUGGUCUUUUGAGACCAUUUGUCUUGUCCUCUAUGACAAGAGAUUCGGUCUCCUGCAGGAGGAAGUCAACGAGGAGGCCAUGAACUUCAUCACAGCUGUGAAGACUAUGAUGAGCACCUUUGGUAUGAUGAUGGUCACCCCCGUGGAGCUCCACAAGAGCUUCAACACCAAAACAUGGCAGGACCACACGGCAGCAUGGGACCGCAUUUUCAGCACAGCUAAAGUCUACAUCGACAAGAAGCUGAAGAGAAACGCUGUCAGAGCUCCUGAUGACAUAAUUGGUGACAUCGCGCACCACAGCCGCCUCUCAAAGAAGGAGCUGUACGCCGCCAUCACUGAACUGCAGAUCGGAGGAGUGGAGACGACUGCCAACAGUAUGCUGUGGGCUAUUUACAACCUGUCACGUAAUCCGGCCGCUCAGACGAGGCUGCUCCAGGAGAUCAGAAAGACAGUUCCACAUGGCCAAGAUCCGAAUGGAGAACACAUCAAGAGCAUGCCCUACCUGAAGGCCUGCCUCAAGGAGUCUAUGAGGUUAUCGCCAUCAGUUCCCUUCACCAGCAGGACCCUGGACAAAGACACUGUGUUGGGAGAUUAUGCCAUUCCCAAAGGAACAGUUCUGAUGAUAAACACACACGCACUGGGCUCCAAUGAGGAGUACUUCGAUGACGGGAAGAAGUUCAAGCCCGAGCGAUGGCUACGAGAGACUAGCACCAUCAACCCCUUUGCCCACGUUCCCUUUGGCAUCGGGAAGAGGAUGUGCAUCGGCCGGCGGCUGGCAGAGCUGCAGCUGCGUCUGGCCAUGUGUUGGCUGGUCAGGGACUAUGAGAUUGUGGCCACAGAUAACGAACCCCUGGAUGUGAUCCACUCAGGACUGCUAGUGCCCAAACGAGAACUGCCGGUAGCCUUCAUCAGAAGAUGAGGCUCCAUGUUCAGCUCUUCAGGGUGCGGUGAUGUACAGAUGACGCCACCGUUUCCAUGGCCUUAUGACUCCUUGUACUGCUGCUCUGCAAAUAGAAAAAAAAAACAAACA
Messenger RNA from Cynoglossus semilaevis (tongue sole), 1802 nucleotides. RefSeq names its product cytochrome P450, family 24, subfamily A, polypeptide 1 (gene cyp24a1). The transcript has 12 exons. Gene Ontology annotation, biological process: cholesterol metabolic process; C21-steroid hormone biosynthetic process; cortisol metabolic process. The record is from RefSeq and is a predicted model, not a curated record. Gene Ontology annotation, cellular component: mitochondrial inner membrane. NCBI's taxonomy places the organism in Eukaryota, Metazoa, Chordata, Actinopteri, Pleuronectiformes, Cynoglossidae. Gene Ontology annotation, molecular function: oxidoreductase activity, acting on paired donors, with incorporation or reduction of molecular oxygen; monooxygenase activity; heme binding. Bases 150 to 1691 code for a protein of 513 amino acids.